Messenger RNA from Ectocarpus sp. CCAP 1310/34, 5561 nucleotides. Lineage: Eukaryota; Phaeophyceae; Ectocarpales; Ectocarpaceae. The record is from the annotation of a GenBank genome assembly.
AUGACCUUCAGCUCCGGCGCAACCGCGUCGGGGGACACCGGCGCCGUCAACAUCGGUAGCGGCGCCGCUCUGGGCGGCACCGGAGGUGAUGUGACUCUAACGGUGGGCCGCGGAGACACCGGCGAGGGCGGUCUGAUGGAGAUGGCGGCCGGCGAGUCGACCACGGCCACGGGAGGAUCGGUGACCAUCACCAGCGGUGAGGGUACGGCGACCACCAGCGGUGCGAUCACCAUCCGAUCGCCCAACGCCGGCGCCGUGGGCGUGAGCGGCGCCAUUGUGUUGAGCUCGGGUACCACCAGCUCCGGCACCAGCGGUUCGGUGCUCAUCGGAAGUGGCGCGGCGGUGUCGGGAGCUGGCGGAGCGGUGAGUCUGACGGUGGGCACCAGCGCCUACACGACGGGCGGGACGCUCACGUUGGCGGCCGGCACGGGUGUGACGGGCGGUCCUGUGUCGAUGUCGGCCGGAACGGGCACCACGUCUACGGGCGGGUCGGUGAGUCUGGCGGCGGGCGCAGGGUCGACGGGCGGAUCGUUCACGGUGGUGGCCGGACAAGGCACCGGGACGACGGGCGGGGCGAUCACGGUGACGGCCGGUGAAGGAGGGACGGACGGCGGCGCGUUGAUCAUGGCAGCAGGAUACGGUGGUGACAGUGGUGGCCUCGUGGCUGUGUCUAGCGGGGCCGUGACGGACGGGAACAGCGGGACCGUCACCAUCGUCUCCGCCAACGCCGGUACAACGGGCCACAGCGGUGUCAUGACCUUCAGCUCCGGCACAACCACGUCGGGAGACACCGGCGCCGUCAUGAUCGGCAGCGGUGACGCCAUCGGCGGACAGGCCGGUCUGUUGAGUCUGACCGUGGGCGACACGAGCUCGGGGGAGGGCGGCGACGUGACCAUAUCCGCCGGUCAGUCGUCCGAGCUGUCUGGGGGGGCCGUGACCAUCACCAGCGGCGAGGGCACCGCCACCACCAGCGGUGCGAUCACCAUCCGAUCGCCCAACGCCGGCGCCGUGGGCGUGAGCGGCGCCAUUGUGUUGAGCUCGGGUACCACCAGCUCCGGCACCAGCGGUUCGGUGCUCAUCGGAAGUGGCGCGGCGGUGUCGGGAGCUGGCGGAGCGGUGAGUCUGACGGUGGGCACCAGCGCCUACACGACGGGCGGGACGCUCACGUUGGCGGCCGGCACGGGUGUGACGGGCGGUCCUGUGUCGAUGUCGGCCGGAACGGGCACCACGUCUACGGGCGGGUCGGUGAGUCUGGCGGCGGGCGCAGGGUCGACGGGCGGAUCGUUCACGGUGGUGGCCGGACAAGGCACCGGGACGACGGGCGGGGCGAUCACGGUGACGGCCGGUGAAGGAGGGACGGACGGCGGCGCGUUGAUCAUGGCAGCAGGAUACGGUGGUGACAGUGGUGGCCUCGUGGCUGUGUCUAGCGGGGCCGUGACGGACGGGAACAGCGGGACCGUCACCAUCGUCUCCGCCAACGCCGGUACAACGGGCCACAGCGGUGUCAUGACCUUCAGCUCCGGCACAACCACGUCGGGAGACACCGGCGCCGUCAUGAUCGGCAGCGGUGACGCCAUCGGCGGACAGGCCGGUCUGUUGAGUCUGACCGUGGGCGACACGAGCUCGGGGGAGGGCGGCGACGUGACCAUAUCCGCCGGUCAGUCGUCCGAGCUGUCUGGGGGGGCCGUGACCAUCACCAGCGGCGAGGGCACCGCCACCACCAGCGGUGCGAUCACCAUCCGAUCGCCCAACGCCGGCGCCGUGGGCGUGAGCGGCGCCAUUGUGUUGAGCUCGGGUACCACCAGCUCCGGCACCAGCGGUUCGGUGCUCAUCGGAAGUGGCGCGGCGGUGUCGGGAGCUGGCGGAGCGGUGAGUCUGACGGUGGGCACCAGCGCCUACACGACGGGCGGGACGCUCACGUUGGCGGCCGGCACGGGUGUGACGGGCGGUCCUGUGUCGAUGUCGGCCGGAACGGGCACCACGUCUACGGGCGGGUCGGUGAGUCUGGCGGCGGGCGCAGGGUCGACGGGCGGAUCGUUCACGGUGGUGGCCGGACAAGGCACCGGGACGACGGGCGGGGCGAUCACGGUGACGGCCGGUGAAGGAGGGACGGACGGCGGCGCGUUGAUCAUGGCAGCAGGAUACGGUGGUGACAGUGGUGGCCUCGUGGCUGUGUCUAGCGGGGCCGUGACGGACGGGAACAGCGGGACCGUCACCAUCGUCUCCGCCAACGCCGGUACAACGGGCCACAGCGGUGUCAUGACCUUCAGCUCCGGCACAACCACGUCGGGAGACACCGGCGCCGUCAUGAUCGGCAGCGGUGACGCCAUCGGCGGACAGGCCGGUCUGUUGAGUCUGACCGUGGGCGACACGAGCUCGGGGGAGGGCGGCGACGUGACCAUAUCCGCCGGUCAGUCGUCCGAGCUGUCUGGGGGGGCCGUGACCAUCACCAGCGGCGAGGGCACCGCCACCACCAGCGGUGCGAUCACCAUCCGAUCGCCCAACGCCGGCGCCGUGGGCGUGAGCGGCGCCAUUGUGUUGAGCUCGGGUACCACCAGCUCCGGCACCAGCGGUUCGGUGCUCAUCGGAAGCGGCGCGGCGGUGUCGGGAGCUGGCGGAGCGGUGAGUCUGACGGUGGGCACCAGCGCCUACACGACGGGCGGGACGCUCACGUUGGCGGCCGGCACGGGUGUGACGGGCGGUCCUGUGUCGAUGUCGGCCGGAACGGGCACCACGUCUACGGGCGGGUCGGUGAGUCUGGCGGCGGGCGCAGGGUCGACGGGCGGAUCGUUCACGGUGGUGGCCGGACAAGGCACCGGGACGACGGGCGGGGCGAUCACGGUGACGGCCGGUGAAGGAGGGACGGACGGCGGCGCGUUGAUCAUGGCAGCAGGAUACGGUGGUGACAGUGGUGGCCUCGUGGCUGUGUCUAGCGGGGCCGUGACGGACGGGAACAGCGGGACCGUCACCAUCGUCUCCGCCAACGCCGGUACAACGGGCCACAGCGGUGUCAUGACCUUCAGCUCCGGCACAACCACGUCGGGAGACACCGGCGCCGUCAUGAUCGGCAGCGGUGACGCCAUCGGCGGACAGGCCGGUCUGUUGAGUCUGACCGUGGGCGACACGAGCUCGGGGGAGGGCGGCGACGUGACCAUAUCCGCCGGUCAGUCGUCCGAGCUGUCUGGGGGGGCCGUGACCAUCACCAGCGGCGAGGGCACCGCCACCACCAGCGGUGCGAUCACCAUCCGAUCGCCCAACGCCGGCGCCGUGGGCGUGAGCGGCGCCAUUGUGUUGAGCUCGGGUACCACCAGCUCCGGCACCAGCGGUUCGGUGCUCAUCGGAAGCGGCGCGGCGGUGUCGGGAGCUGGCGGAGCGGUGAGUCUGACGGUGGGCACCAGCGCCUACACCACGGGCGGGACGCUCACGUUGGCGGCCGGCACGGGUGUGACGGGCGGUCCUGUGUCGAUGUCGGCCGGAACGGGCACCACGUCUACGGGCGGGUCGGUGAGUCUGGCGGCGGGCGCAGGGUCGACGGGCGGAUCGUUCACGGUGGUGGCCGGACAAGGCACCGGGACGACGGGCGGGGCGAUCACGGUGACGGCCGGUGAAGGAGGGACGGACGGCGGCGCGUUGAUCAUGGCAGCAGGAUACGGUGGUGACAGUGGUGGCCUCGUGGCUGUGUCUAGCGGGGCCGUGACGGACGGGAACAGCGGGACCGUCACCAUCGUCUCCGCCAACGCCGGUACAACGGGCCACAGCGGUGUCAUGACCUUCAGCUCCGGCACAACCACGUCGGGAGACACCGGCGCCGUCAUGAUCGGCAGCGGUGACGCCAUCGGCGGACAGGCCGGUCUGUUGAGUCUGACCGUGGGCGACACGAGCUCGGGGGAGGGCGGCGACGUGACCAUAUCCGCCGGUCAGUCGUCCGAGCUGUCUGGGGGGGCCGUGACCAUCACCAGCGGCGAGGGCACCGCCACCACCAGCGGUGCGAUCACCAUCCGAUCGCCCAACGCCGGCGCCGUGGGCGUGAGCGGCGCCAUUGUGUUGAGCUCGGGUACCACCAGCUCCGGCACCAGCGGUUCGGUGCUCAUCGGAAGCGGCGCGGCGGUGUCGGGAGCUGGCGGAGCGGUGAGUCUGACGGUGGGCACCAGCGCCUACACGACGGGCGGGACGCUCACGUUGGCGGCCGGCACGGGUGUGACGGGCGGUCCUGUGUCGAUGUCGGCCGGAACGGGCACCACGUCUACGGGCGGGUCGGUGAGUCUGGCGGCGGGCGCAGGGUCGACGGGCGGAUCGUUCACGGUGGUGGCCGGACAAGGCACCGGGACGACGGGCGGGGCGAUCACGGUGACGGCCGGUGAAGGAGGGACGGACGGCGGCGCGUUGAUCAUGGCAGCAGGACACGGUGGUGACAGUGGUGGCCUCGUGGCUGUGUCUAGCGGGGCCGUGACGGACGGGAACAGCGGGACCGUCACCAUCGUCUCCGCCAACGCCGGUACAACGGGCCACAGCGGUGUCAUGACCUUCAGCUCCGGCACAACCACGUCGGGAGACACCGGCGCCGUCAUGAUCGGAAGCGGUGACGCCAUCGGCGGACAGGCCGGUCUGUUGAGUCUGACCGUGGGCGACACGAGCUCGGGGGAGGGCGGCGACGUGACCAUAUCCGCCGGUCAGUCGUCCGAGCUGUCUGGGGGGGCAGUGACCAUCACCAGCGGCGAGGGCACCGCCACCACCAGCGGUGCGAUCACCAUCCGAUCGCCCAACGCCGGCGCCGUGGGCGUGAGCGGCGCCAUUGUGUUGAGCUCGGGUACCACCAGCUCCGGUACCAGCGGUUCGGUGCUCAUCGGAAGUGGAGCGGCGGUGUCGGGAGCUGGCGGAGCGGUGAGUCUGACGGUGGGCACCAGCGCCUACACGACGGGCGGGACGCUCACGUUGGCGGCCGGCACGGGUGUGACGGGCGGUCCUGUGUCGAUGUCGGCCGGAACGGGCACCACGUCUACGGGCGGGUCGGUGAAUCUGGCGGCGGGCGCAGGGUCGACGGGCGGAUCGUUCACGGUGGUGGCCGGACAAGGCACCGGGACGACGGGCGGGGCGAUCACGGUGACGGCCGGUGAAGGAGGGACGGACGGCGGCGCGUUGAUCAUGGCAGCAGGACACGGUGGUGACAGUGGUGGCCUCGUGGCUGUGUCUAGCGGGGCCGUGACGGACGGGAACAGCGGGACCGUCACCAUCGUCUCCGCCAACGCCGGCACAACGGGCCACAGCGGUGUCAUGACCUUCAGCUCCGGCACAACCACGUCGGGAGACACCGGCGCCGUCAUGAUCGGAAGCGGUGACGCCAUCGGCGGACAGGCCGGUCUGUUGAGUCUGACCGUGGGCGACACGAGCUCGGGGGAGGGCGGCGAGGUGACCAUAUCCGCCGGUCAGUCGUCCGAAUCGUCUGGCGGGGCCGUGACCAUCGCGAGCGGGGUGGGCACCGCCACCACUAGCGGUGCGAUCACCAUCCGAUCGCCCAACGCCGGCGCCGUGGGCGUGAGCGGCGCCAUUGUGUUGAGCUCGGG